AUGGUACGUCAGAGAAGGGCGCAAUUUGUUGCGUUAAUAUCUAGAGACGAUAAUCCGUUAUAUAUUCAAUCUUUCAAUCUAGAGCCAGCUGACUCCAAUGAUAGUGGAAAUGCAAACAAGUUUUUAAAGUAUAACUUUUUAUCACAUAUGGCAUUAGACAUCUUUUCAUCUCCAGCAUCUAUAAGUAUACGAGAGCAGCAACAGAGAAACAACGACGGAGUGCUUUUAUUAUUUAUACAAGAUGAUGUUACGGUUUAUGGAUAUGAAUCAAAUAACGGAUUAAAAAUUGUUAUCGGAUUCGGAAAAGAAGAGCCUAAUGAAGAACAAACAGAACUUGAGGAAGAAAUGGGAGAUAGUGCUGUUAUCGUAGACCAAAAGGACUUGAAGGACUUAUUUUCUCAGGUACGCAAAUGUUACUUGAAGACACUCUGUAAUCCAUUCACGAACCUAGACUUCUCUGAGGGAACAGAGACUAUUCUUCAGUCACCUACAUUUGAUAAGCGAAUAACAAAGAUUAUCGAAGAAUGGAACGACAUGCAAUGA
Priceomyces carsonii is the source of this 543-nucleotide messenger RNA. RefSeq lists its product as uncharacterized. Gene Ontology annotation, biological process: endoplasmic reticulum to Golgi vesicle-mediated transport. Gene Ontology annotation, cellular component: cytoplasm; nucleus; TRAPP complex. Bases 1 to 543 code for a protein of 180 amino acids. The transcript has a single exon. NCBI's taxonomy places the organism in Eukaryota, Fungi, Ascomycota, Pichiomycetes, Serinales, Debaryomycetaceae. The record is from RefSeq and is a predicted model, not a curated record.